Molecule: messenger RNA, 2735 nt
Organism: Dendroctonus ponderosae (mountain pine beetle)
Lineage: Eukaryota; Metazoa; Arthropoda; Insecta; Coleoptera; Curculionidae
Exons: 9
Coding region: 252-2687 (811 amino acids)
Molecular function (GO): protein binding
Source: RefSeq, a predicted model, not a curated record
GUGAAGCGUGAAGUUGAACAAGACGCCAGUCGCAUCUGCACUGUUGGUAAAGGUGCGCCAUAUAAAACGCUCACAAUCGGUUUUACAAGCACGUGCGACGCUCUUUUUCCGUUUGUUUACAAAACAAAGAGGUGUCGGAAGUGAGUUUUUACAUUGUGCAUCUAGUUGGAUUAUAUGACGGCUUUUUGGCAAACAAAAGAAGCCUGAAAGGAAUUCCGUAGAAGUGCAAUGAACUACUUAACAAUGACGUAAUGACUACGCCAGUUCCUCCAAGAAGUCCUACACGAUCUCGAAGUCAAGCAAGUAGGCGCCAAAGAGCUUCUGUUCACUCAGACUGUCCACCUGAAGUUGAAACUGAGUCUCCAUUGGGAAACGCAAGUCCUGGCUUAGAAAAACGAAGCGUUUCUCUAACUACUUUGCAACCGACGGUUAUUCAACCGAGGAUGGCUCAACUGGAAACCUUGGAAGCAAAGAUGGCCAGCAUUGAAGUAUCUCUAUCCAACACGCCAAGACGCAAAAAGUUCAAUACGGGGAUACUAAAUUCCUCUAUACGAUCCAUCCCGAAAGAGCUGGCAGCUAAAGAGCUGGAAAAUCUUCGAAAUGCCCUUAAAGAUAAGGAGAAUAUCAUUCAAAGCCUUAGGGGCCAACUAACGGUGCCUGGGUUAAGGUUGAAUUCGAUAUUUAAUGGUAAUAACAACAAUAAUAAUGUGAAUAAUAGUACAAGCAAUAGGGAAUUAACCGAGGUAGAGAAGAAGCAAGCGGAAGAUAGACUGGGAAGACUAAAGACUGACAUUGAAAACAAACGCCUGGCCAUUAAGAACCUGAAAAUGGCUUUGGAGCGGCUGGAUAUCACAGACAAUAUAGACGUUCGCAUUCAGCAAGCUGAACUGGAAUAUCAAUUGGGGAGGGAAGAACUCAACCUUCUAACGCUUCUAGAAGAGACACGGACCCUUCAGCUGUGCAUAGAAGAGUCCAAUCGAUCUUGCGCCGAAAACAACACUUUGUUUAGCUGUAUGGAUGGCUCAGAUAUGGUAAUACUGCGGGCAAUUACAUUAGACUACGAUCAAAAAAGCCCGAAAUUUGUCGCUGGACAACGCGACAAUAUUCCAGGAUUGUGGAUAGAUUGGGCGCUGGAAGAAACCGGACUGACAAAAGGGGACAGACUAAUCGAAGUAAAUGGCAAAAUGGUCUUAACCAAAUCCAGAGAAGACCUUGCCAGAUUAUUGGCGGCAGCUCCAGAUCCAGCCCAGCUGGUGAUUUUGCGAAAAGAAUCUGAAACUGGUUCUAACGUUAGUUCUGCACCGAAACCUUCCGCUCAAGAGGUCGCAGCUCUUCGAUCUGAGCUAGAGCUAAUCAAGGACCAAGCUGAGGAAACGCAGCGAAUUAAAGAGGGCCUCAGAAGUGACAACAUCCGACUAACCCAUCGGAUUUCCUAUCUUGAAGAGCAAGUAUCAGAGCUGCAAAGCAAAAAAUCUGCUCUAGAGCCGCGACUUCCAUCCACUCCUACUCCUGUGAUCUCCAAGUCAAACCAAAAUGUCACCAACAUUAAUAUCACGUCCCAAAGCUCUCCGGUGUCUAGUCAUUCAGGCGACAUCCAAGUUUUCCAGAAAGGCCCUCAAGUGACUGCUUUAAUUAGCAGCGUUCCUGCUGCGGAAAAGGACGCAAUCACCGUCCGCUCCAAAAGUAGUUUAUCCAACGUGUCCAGUACCCAUAUAGUGGCGCCCAAUCCCCAGCUGGACUAUCAGAGCCACCACAAAGUACAAAAGCACAAAUCUCCAAGGAAUGGCUUCAAAUCGCCCUUGAGAGAAUGUUGCGAUGAAAGUGAUAAAGGGUCUUAUAGAAAGCAUCAUCAUCACCAUCGGGAGAAGGAUUAUAACUCAGAAACCAACUCCCAUGGGGACCAGCGGCCAAGAGGGAAGAACAUGGAAAAACGAUAUUCCGCAGAUUUUUCUAAAACAAACUCUGAAAAGGAUUAUCGGAAUUCCGAUGUGGUCGAUCAAAGCUACAAGAAAGCCACGAAAAUAAUCCAGGAGCUGACGCGGCCCACCAAAGAAGCCACCUUAUACGAGAAACACCGACAGCGAUGUAUAACGGCCUCGGAGAAAUACAACGCCGAUAUCUUGAAGCAUUACAACGCCAGAAAAUCCACUUCUGUCCUGGACUUCAGGUCCGAAGUGCACAUAGGUCCAAAAUAUUCGGAUUCACGAAGCGUUGAAGACCUGGAAGCUCCGGAGAGCCCCUCCAAGGCAAUGACCAAGCUGUUUAAGAAACUUCAAUCCUCCAGAAGCGUGAAGUCCUUGGACUUCGACAGUGAUUGCAACUCAACCUCCACGAGAAACGGCUACAAGAGCACCGACUACAAUUCGGAAGUUGACAAUAGUCGCAAACAUCCCGCGUAUCCGAGUUAUUAUGACCACAGUUCAAAGCCGAGACCGACUCCUCCGAAGAAGCCGUUAAGGCUGUCGCUGCACAAAACCCCCAGCCUUCAAUCGGUGGAGUCUUCAAGUAAUACUCAUGAGGCCCAGAAUGGUAAAGCCGAGUCAAGGAAGCGCAACUACAAGGGGCUGAGGCAUUCACCGGAAAAAAAUGGAGAAAGUCGAGAACAUAGUGACUACAAAGACCAAAUCAUGUGGAAUUGCUAUAGAAGGACUUUGGAUAAUGGCGUAGAACAGGGCACCUGGUGUUGAAGUUGGGGUUUUGAUUAUGUCUGUACAAAUAAAACUGUGUUGAAUAAA